This is a messenger RNA of Penicillium angulare, 1707 nucleotides long. RefSeq lists its product as uncharacterized. The transcript is spliced from 4 exons. The coding region runs from base 1 to 1707 and encodes 568 amino acids. The record is from RefSeq and is a predicted model, not a curated record. Gene Ontology annotation, biological process: regulation of transcription by RNA polymerase II. Gene Ontology annotation, cellular component: piccolo histone acetyltransferase complex. Lineage: Eukaryota; Fungi; Ascomycota; Eurotiomycetes; Eurotiales; Aspergillaceae.
AUGACUCGGUACGGGGGCCUGGGCCGGACGCGCCCUAAAAAGCUCACGUCUAAGGCCUCCAUUCCCAUCGUUCGUGAGGAGGAUAUCGAUGCUUUAGAAGAAGAUAUCCAAAAUCUCCAGCAGAUCGAAACUGGUGUCGAAAAGGCCGAGGAGUCGGAAUUCCACUUGCAAGUUGCCAUAAACCUCACCGCACAGGGCAAAGUCAACGAUGCGCAUAUUCCCACCCCCGAAACCAUCCUCAGUAGCCUGCGCUAUGAUGAGCUGUACCCUCCACUCUUUUCGCAACCCGCGACGUAUAUCCGCUCCUCGGCCACCGUCGAGGACUGCUGUGGAUGCACUUACAACAUGACUGAGGAGGACGCUGUCUUCCUCAAAAUUUACAACCAGAAGCGCGACCCAUCAGCGCAAUGCUCCGAGGAUAAUUUCGAGGCGACAAUGAAUUUCUUUGAGGAGACGGCACAAGCCAAGCAACCAUUUGCGGCCGUAGAUAGCCCGCCAGUCCUGAGCUUCACAGAAAUGGAGCAGGCCAUGGAUGCUGCCGUAGAGGAAGCUGUGAAGCACUUUGCCAAAGACAUUUACCCCCACUGGAAAUCGCGUCGGUCCGUGGAGAACAAUAAUUCUCUGGAGCCGAGCCUCAAGUUUGAAACUGGCCAGGACACUGACGAUAGCGAUCCUUAUGUUUGUUUCCGACGACGUGAAGUGCGUCAGAUUCGUAAGACCCGUGGUCGUGACGCGCAAAGUGCUGAGAAGCUGCGCCGACUGCGUAAGGAGCUUGAGGAUGCUCGACAAAUGGUCGCAUUGGUACGGCAACGCGAAGUGGCCCGUAAGGAGAUGUUGACAAUGGAGCGAACGAUCUUCUUGCAGCGCUCCGAGGUCAAGGACAUGAAGCGCAAGUUGAACAUCAAGGACGACGACGAGGAUCUGAUCAACCAAAAGCCCAAGAAGAAGCCAAUGGAGAUCCCACCCGGACAACGUCCCAAUGCGCCUCAGCUCCGGAUGCCUCUCAAGGGGGGCCUUCAGGGCGCAGAAGAUUUGCAAUUGCUGGAAGAUGUCCAAGCGGAGAAGGAGAACGAGAUCUUGCGGGAUAUCAAAGCAAAUAUCACCAAGCAUAUCAAGUGGAACGAGGGUUAUGUCGAUCAUACUCGCGCGCCACUUUCUCCCUCUCCCGAAAGGACAUUCGAUGCGACUGCCUUUCGCCCUGCCUUUACCGCACAAUUACCAACCCCACCAUCAUCAGAGUCGUCUGGCGAUAUGAUGGACACAUCAUUAGAUAUAACUAGCCCCCUCUUCUCUCGAGAUAAGAUUGCCUCCCGAGCCAUGGAGAUGCACGAGGAGCCACAUCGAAUGCCGUCAUUCCGCAGACGUGUCGGACGAGGUGGUCGGUUGAUGAUUGAUCGUCGUAACUUCGCGGCGCGCUGUAAAAUUGAUAUGGAUCCUUUCAAGGCCGAUCGAUUUAAGUUCGAUCAAGAAGAUUCUGAUGAAGAAUCCGUCUUCGAAACAGAUGGGUUCAGCAUUCAAAUCAUGCAGCACCGUGCCAUUACCAUGGCGAAGGCGCGCGAACAAGCCGCUGUGGCUGCCCAAGCUCAUGCGCAGGCGCAAGCUCAAGCAGCCCAGGUUCAGGCCCAACGACGAUUGCAAAAUGAACAACCUGGGAACCAGGCACCACCCCCUGCACCCAGCGCAGUACCUGCAUCGUCAGAAGCUUGA